CUUUCUCGAGCACCAUUCACAAAUAACUUAAGUCUCAAUUCAUAAAGCACUCCAUGAAGAUGAACAACGUCUUCAUUGUGCCUCACGAAGAAGAUUAACCCUAGCUAUCCCUAACCCUGUCUUCAUUGUGCCUCACUGUACCCUAACCCUCUCUUCAUUGUGCUCACGAAGAACCCCUAACCGCCACGAAGAGCCCCUAACAGCACUCUGCGAAGAACGUCGCCGGUCGCCGGCGCUCGCAAUGCCUCCGUCGAAGAACCCCUAACCGCGACGAAGAACCCCUAACCCUCCUUUGAGUUUCUUCGCUCUUCUCUCGCCACUCUCACCCUCAAGCUCACUGAGUCUCACCUCUCUCACGGCUGGUCUCGCUGUCGACCUCUCUCUAUCUCUCCGGUAUAUCGCUUCUCUCGCGGGCGUUCCAGACUCAAGGUCGUCGCGCUCUGUUUCCGUCGCUGCUCUAUCGCGCUCUGUCGCAAGCGAAUCGAUGGAAUUCGACCCGAUCCCAAUCGGUUCCUGCUCCAAAGAGAACCAGAGCAUCUACCAGCAGUUGUUUAAAUUACGCCAAUUCAGUAUACAAAAUUAAUUGAAGAAGAAAAGCUUGAUUGAAGACACUGUGAUAGUCAAGUUCAAAUAAAGAGAAUGUGACUAUGAUGAGCACUGGGGUCAUCCUUGCAAUUGGAUUUCAGAUGUCAGGUUGGCCCUCAUACAACUUCAGUUUCCCAAUUGAAAAAUGUGUGGAGAUAGUCAAAUGGAUGCACUUAUAUGGUAUAGCUGGCUUGGAGGAAUUAUCAUUGGGACAAUGAUUGGUGCUAACAUGGUUUUGGAGGAACAUUGUCAUGCUGGUCCACAUAAUGUUGUAAUAACUGGCAGAUAAGAGAGAUUCGCCAGAAAUAUGAUAUGGUGACCUACCUGUUGGAGUAUAUUGACUAUCCUGACCAAAUUCCAUUUGGCGAGGGGAUGUCUGAUGUAGCUUCAAGCAGGGACCUGCGCCUUUCAUUGGAUUGGUGUCCGGAAAAGGGUUGGACAGUGCCUAUGCCCACUGCUCUAGCCUACUUUUGUGAGGUUUUGAUGUCUAUUGGAGGUGUUCUUCCAGAACCCAUGAAAUACACUGCCAGAACCGGAGAGAAUAGUCCAAGAUCUUCUGGUACCUCACUGCUUAGGACUCUCAGAAUUCAGUCUUUGGGAAAGCUGAAUCCAAUUGAUUUGAAGCGCUUGUCUUUCCAUAUGUCACCACCCCACAAGGCAACUCAAAACAAGAAGAUUAAUGAGGAACUAGACAGAGAAAUGGAAGUGGAUCACAAAGAUGGAAAAGCUGAAAAGGAUGACGCACUAGAGUCAUAGCUGAUAGUUUUAGUAUGGUUGAACAAUAUACUGAGAAUUAUAGUUGAUGUAUCUAUAUACUUUAUU
Messenger RNA from Arachis ipaensis, 1407 nucleotides. NCBI's taxonomy places the organism in Eukaryota, Viridiplantae, Streptophyta, Magnoliopsida, Fabales, Fabaceae. The record is from RefSeq and is a predicted model, not a curated record.